AUGGCGCGCAGUACAGCUAGGUUCUUGUUGUUGAUUACUCUUAUAGUUAUUCCCCUCUUUCUCCUCCCCUUCUGCUGUGGAUGUUUUCACACCGAACGGGAUGCCCUCCUUCAAUUCAAAGCUGCCAUAAAUUACUCUUCUCAUUCCUAUUAUUAUUUUUCUACCAAUCUGAGCUCGUGGGAGAAGGGAGGAGAUUGCUGUCUCUGGGAUGGCAUUUCCUGUCAUAACACAACCCGUCAUGUUGUCAGUCUUGAAAUAUACGGUGAUGGUGAUGGUGAUGGCGGCGUCAUAUCUGAGAGCUUGUGCACCCUCACUUCUCUUGCAACCAUACGCCUAACCUACAUGGUAUUAACAGGUACUCUUCCUCCGUGCUUGGCAAAACUCUCUUCUCUUGCUGUCCUUGAUUUGUCCUCUAACAAUUUGGAAGGUGAAACUGUCCUCACUACUCUUUGUCUGCUCAGCAACCUUACUGUGGUUAAUCUUGAUUCCAACCAACUCAAUGGGACCUUGCCAUCCUGCCUGAGUAGUCUCUCUUCACUCAUAGAACUGCAUCUAUCUGGUAAUGGGUUGAGUGGGAAUAUUCCAUUGUCUUCUUCCCUUUCUGUACUUGAUUUGUCCUCUAACAAUUUGGAAGGUGAAACUGUCCUCACUACUCUUUGUCUGCUCAGCAACCUUACUGUGGUUAAUCUUGGUUACAACCAACUCAAUGGGAGCUUGCCAUCCUGCCUGAGUAGUCUCUCUUCACUCAUAGAACUGCAUCUAUCUGGUAAUGGGUUGAGUGGGAAUAUUCCAUUGUCUUCUUCACUUGCAGUCCUUGAUUUAGAAGAUAACGGUUUAGAAGAUGAAACUGUCCUCAGUACUAUUUGUCUGCUCAGCAACCUUAGUGUUGUUGACCUUUCUGGCAACCAGCUGAAUGGAAGCUUACCAUCCUGUGUCGGUAAUCUCUCUUCACUCAAAGAACUGCAUCUAUCUGGUAAUGGGUUGAGUGGGAAUAUUCCAUUGUCUUCUUCCCUUGCUGCACUUGAUUUGUCCUCUAACAAUUUCGAAGGUGAAACUGCCCUCAGUAAUAUUUGUCUGCUCAGCAACCUUAGUGAGAUUGACCUUUCUACCAACCAGUUGAAUGGAAGCUUACCAUCCUGUUUGGGUAAUCUAUCUUCUCUAAUUAUCUUAGAUAUUCAUGGAAAUCACUUGAGUGGUAAUAUUCCAUAUUCUUUAGGGAAGAUGUCCUCACUGAAAUAUUUUGAUGUUUAUAAUAAUUCUUUAAGUGGUUCUAUCCCAGAUUCCUUUGGUAAUCUCUCUUCGCUAAAAGCCUUGUACCUAUAUGACAACCAACUAAAUGGAACUAUUCCCUCCUCAUUUUCAAGACUCUCCUCACUUACUGACCUCUAUGCUGAUGGGAAUGCAUUCAACCAGAGUAUUGCUUCGUCAGUGCUCCCCUCAUCAAUUGAAGGUCUUAGUCUCUCACUAGACGGCCAACACAUGAUUUCAGAGGCUUUUCUUCACAACCUCAGCAAGUUGGAUAAUUUGUAUUUGUCCAAUUGUGAAGUUAAUAUCAGCAGCACCUGGAUUCCCUCAUUCCAGUUAGGGAGCUUAUUUAUGACAUCAUGUAAGGUGGAUGGUCAAAUCCCGUUGUGGAUUUCAACUCAGUUCUCACUUUUAGAGUUGGAAUUACCUGACAAUAACCUUGUUGGAGAAAUUCCAUCAUGGCUAUUUGAUAUGAAUAUUCAAUACAUCAAUCUCACAGCAAAUCAUCUCGAAGGUCGCCUUUUGCUAAAUUCAUCAGCUAGGAAUUCAUUGGUAGUCUUGGAUGUGUCGAGAAAUGCUUUGUCUGGUCAGAUACCAUCAAUUUGGCCUCCUAAUAUAGAAGCAUUGUUGCUCAAUGAAAAUUUUCUGACAGGAAAUAUUCCUCAACAAUUGCAGGGUUUUUGUUUACUAGAAAUUGUAAAUCUGGCAAAUAACCAUUUGAAUGGAAUCAUCCCUCCAAGCUUAGCCAAUUGUUCCAAGCUUCAAAAUCUGAAUUUAGGGGAUAAUCAUUUAAGGGGAAUGAUUCCGUACGAGUUUAGUAAGCUGAGUGAGCUGCAGUCUCUACUGAUAAAGAAUAACCAGUUGAAUGGAUCAUUAUCUCCCUCCAUAUCAAAUUGCACAGCAUUACAUUUGUUAGAUGUUGGGCAAAACUUCUUCAAAGGCCAGAUUCCAAAGUCAAUUGGAAACCUUACAGAGCUGAAAGUGUUAGCAAUGAGGAAAAAUCAUUUUGAAGGUAACAUCCCUGCAGAAAUAGGGCAGUUGAAGAACCUGCAAAUCUUGGACCUUUCUUCAAAUCAACUUUCAGGUGUGAUACCUUACAGCAUUUUUAGUUUACAAGCAAUGUUGGUAGAAAUACAUCAGGAAUUUUCUGAGGUUCAUCUUGGAAUACGGACACAGUCCCUUGGGAUACUCUACACAUAUAAGAUUGGAUUGACUAUGAAUUCCAAAGGCAGAGACGAGCACUACACAUAUAUUUUCCCCACCAUGAUGGCCAUAGACCUUUCAAACAAUCAUUUGAAUGGGGAUCUUCCAUCUGAUGUAGGAAAAUUGAAGGGAUUGAAGCUGCUAAACCUUUCCAUGAACAAUUUCAGUGGUGUUAUUCCGAAUAGCAUUGUACAAUUGAUUUGGUUGGAAUCAUUAGACCUCUCUGCAAAUAAUUUUUCUGGACAAAUUCCUCCAGAUCUUGGUUCUUUGAGCUAUUUGGGAGCCCUUGAUUUUUCCAACAAUCACCUUUCAGGUUGUAUACCACAAGGAGGACACAUGACAACAUUUAAUAAAUCAUCAUAUUCAGGCAAUCCAGAUUUAUGGUGUUGUCCACUUCCAAAGAAAUGUUCCUGGCCAGAAUUUGCUCCUAGUCCCCCUCCCAUUUCUACAUCUAUUAAUGAAGAAGAGCAAAGUGAGGAAAGUGUGGGGUAUGACAUCGGAGUGGGACUGUCAUAUGUAGCAGGUUUUACAACAGUGUUGGUAUUUAUUGUGUUGAAAAAGAAAUACUUCGAGGGAGUUGAUUCAGUUUUAAAAAUCUUUUUCCCAUGGCUCCACAAUUUGACAUUGUAA
Messenger RNA from Cryptomeria japonica (Japanese cedar), 3078 nucleotides. RefSeq names its product probable leucine-rich repeat receptor-like protein kinase At1g35710. Gene Ontology annotation, molecular function: protein binding. The transcript has a single exon. The record is from RefSeq and is a predicted model, not a curated record. NCBI's taxonomy places the organism in Eukaryota, Viridiplantae, Streptophyta, Pinopsida, Cupressales, Cupressaceae. The coding region runs from base 1 to 3078 and encodes 1025 amino acids.